Messenger RNA from Gambusia affinis (western mosquitofish), 1113 nucleotides. RefSeq names its product Fc fragment of IgE, high affinity I, receptor for; gamma polypeptide (gene fcer1g). The transcript is spliced from 5 exons. NCBI's taxonomy places the organism in Eukaryota, Metazoa, Chordata, Actinopteri, Cyprinodontiformes, Poeciliidae. Bases 205 to 465 code for a protein of 86 amino acids. Gene Ontology annotation, molecular function: IgE receptor activity. Gene Ontology annotation, biological process: cell surface receptor signaling pathway. Gene Ontology annotation, cellular component: Fc-epsilon receptor I complex. The record is from RefSeq and is a predicted model, not a curated record.
UUUUUAAAAAUGAAGCAACCUACUUGCAAACUGUAUGCAGACUAUUUCAUGUGAAAUUCACAAGCAAUAAUUAUUGUGCUAGUAUCAGUAGUGGACCAAAGAAAGCGAGGCCGUUGCAAGCCUUUAAAAUUGGUGGGUCAGAUAGACUCAAGAAAUUGUAACAGCAGCCGCGCAGGAGGAGGGGUGCAAUUACAUUUUUUUGUCAUGGGGCCCAAGAUUCCUGGCGGCGCCCCUGUCAUUAUCACAGAGACCAGUUACUGUCCCAGACGCUGCUCUCUCGGAGCCAGAAAUCUGCUACGUUCUGGAUGGGAUUCUCUUCCUGUACGGCGUCAUCCUGACCGCGCUCUACUGCAGGAUCAAGAUCUACAACGCCAGAGAGGCCAGCGAUGGGAAAGGAAAGUCAAAGCAGAUUGUGGAAGAGGGCAUCUACACGGGUUUGACUCCUCACAAGCAGGACACAUAUGAAACCAUCGGCAUGAAGAAGUGAUCUCAACUGGCCGCAGCGUACCGUCUUGGGGUUUUUUUUGUAUUUUUUUGUAUUUAAACAGAACAUGUCACUCUCUGCUUUUUUAGACCAGCGGUCGUUUCCCCAUUUUGCUUUUGUUGAAUUGAGCAGAAGUUGAGGAGGAAGAGACAGAAAAGAAGAAGUGAAGCAGUUCUCUGUAUGAGAUACUCUUCCUGUCCUCUAGCACAUAUUUAACAUUUUAUUUUGACUGCUCUUAUCCUGAAGAUGCAUUUAAACGCUUAAGCGUGAAAACAAAACAAAAAAACAAUAGGAUUGCAAUGAGAGGUUUUAUAUUUAGCAAAGAUUUCAGGAGGAAAACACGCUGGUGGAAAUUUCGUCCUUUACUCUUUUUGUAAAUUUGACAAAUUGCAUACGCUUUCCUUGUACUUGUACUAUUAUUGUUUCAUUUUUGCACGCCAUAAUUUUGGGGUAAGAGAACUAUAAGAGGGGGAGAACAUAUGUAUGACGUGUAAUCUUACUGAGCAGUACUUCCAUUACACCACAGGGUGGCAGUGAUGGGAUCUCCUUCACCUUUCUGAAGCUGAUAAUUGUAUGCAGGAGACUUGUUUUGCACGCACAUUCAUAUUAAAGAACUUCUCUUCUAGGAA